This is a messenger RNA of Hyaloperonospora brassicae, 1071 nucleotides long. The record is from the annotation of a GenBank genome assembly. NCBI's taxonomy places the organism in Eukaryota, Oomycota, Peronosporomycetes, Peronosporales, Peronosporaceae.
AUGUCGGGUCUGUGCUCGCGUCGAGAGGCUGAGAAGCGCAUCAGAAGCUGUAGCGUGACGGUCAAUGGAUCUGUGGUGGGCGACGUGGCGACCGUUGUGGAUGCGACGCGAGACGUCGUCGCGGUGGACGGUCAAGUGCUGGCAAAGACGCGGCAGAGGACGAUGUGGAUGGCGCACAAGAUGAAGGGCGAGCUUGUGACAAACGGUGAUCCACAGGGUCGCGCUACGAUUUUUGAUCGACUGCGGGUGAUGGGACUCAUGCAGCACAUGAUGCCAGUGGGUCGGCUGGAUUUCAACACAGAAGGGCUGCUGCUUCUGACGAAUGACGGUGACCAUGCAAGAGAGCUGGAACAUCCCGCAACGGGCGUCGUGCGCGUGUAUCGCGCGCUGGUUCGUGGCAAUGUGGCCGAGUCUAAGUUGCAGGAGUUGCAGCGAGGGCCGAUCGUGGAUGGCGUCAAGUACCGGCCGAUGAAAAUGGCGGUGCAGUCUACCGACAAGAAAGACUCGUGGCUCCAGGUGACAGUCACGGAGGGGAAGAAUCGUGAGGUUCGAAAAGCGCUGGCUCAUGUGCGACUGGUGGUGAAGCGGUUGAUUCGUGUGCAGUACGGCCCUUACCGCCUUGCAGACCUUCCUCCAGGUGCUGUGCUAGAAGUGCGCGCGAAGUCCCUCGAGAAGAAAAGCAGUUCCGCAAGUGAAGAGUUGCCAAAGAUUGAUGAGGACGUGCAUCUAUCGUCGUUCGUCGGGGACGGAAUCACGACGUACCAGGUCGGAGUAUUAGUGCUCGAGGUGCUGGUUGAUAUGGUGAGCUCGUUUGUGCGAGGAAGUUGUGGCUGCUCUGUUGUUGCAGCAGCGAACGUUGUCGACGAUGUCGAGGAAACGCGGUAUAUGUCGAGAUGCUCGGAUGGCAGGAGCUGGAACCAAUCGGAGGUGUUCCGUCCAGGCUCGCUGGACAGCCGUGGCGAUGCUGAGCAUCGUUUGUACGCCGACCACCUGUCGCAAGUGAAGAAUGCUCCUCCGCUUGCCGAGUCCCUCUCGAUCAUUGGAGCAGAAGCUUCACAUUCCGAGCCAUGA